Molecule: messenger RNA, 463 nt
Organism: Meloidogyne enterolobii
Lineage: Eukaryota; Metazoa; Nematoda; Chromadorea; Rhabditida; Meloidogynidae
Source: the annotation of a GenBank genome assembly
AUGCUCGGUCAGUUAAUGCUUGAAGGAUCAUCGUUGACUACUCUUCUAUUGGUGGAAUGGCUUCUUUUACUUCUCCCAUUCGCUUUAAGCUUCGGUGUUUGUAUCGUCACGUGUGGAGGCCAAAAGAAACAACCGCCACCGGGAAAACAGCAAAAGCCUCCUACUUUGCAAUCUCCAUCAAAUCCUCCAAAACCUAAAGAAAAUCCAAAAGCAGCAACUACAUCAACAAAAAUAUCAGCGCCAAAACCUCAACAACUUGGUGGAGGUCCUGGUUCAACAAUUCAAGUGCCUUUCUCAAAAGAAAAAAUGCUGUGGUCUGCUGCAAUGACAGACAAAGGGGAUGGCAAGAAAAAAUAAGAAUUGAGAAAAUAUAAAAAUAUUUGAUUGAAAUUGUUGUAUUGUUAUGAGGAUUUGUAAUUUUGUUUUUGUUUGUUUUUUGUGUGUUUGUUUUGUAAAUUUUGUA